Molecule: messenger RNA, 4269 nt
Organism: Setaria italica (foxtail millet)
Lineage: Eukaryota; Viridiplantae; Streptophyta; Magnoliopsida; Poales; Poaceae
Product: heat shock protein 81-1
Exons: 6
Coding region: 150-4001 (1283 amino acids)
Biological process (GO): cellular response to heat; protein stabilization; protein folding
Cellular component (GO): cytosol; perinuclear region of cytoplasm; protein-containing complex
Molecular function (GO): ATP-dependent protein folding chaperone; ATP hydrolysis activity; ATP binding
Source: RefSeq, a predicted model, not a curated record
CCCCUCCUCUGCCCUCCCCGAUAAAUCCCCCACCCCCACAUGCCUCCGCAUCUCAUCCCAUCCCACGCUUCCGCGGUUCCCCUCAAACCCUCGUCGCCUCCUCCCAAGCGUCGCUGCCCUCUCCUCGCGUUCGGAAGUAACGUCUCGCCAUGGCCUCCGAGACAGAGACCUUCGCCUUCCAGGCGGAGAUCAACCAGUUGCUCUCCCUCAUAAUCAACACCUUCUACUCCAACAAGGAGAUCUUCCUCCGGGAGCUCAUCUCCAACUCCUCCGAUGCCUUGGACAAGAUCAGGUUUGAGAGCUUGACGGACAAGAGCAAGCUCGAUGCCCAGCCAGAGCUGUUCAUCCACAUUGUUCCUGACAAGGCCUCCAACACACUGACAAUCAUUGACAGUGGUAUUGGUAUGACCAAGUCAGAUCUCGUGAACAACCUUGGUACCAUUGCACGGUCAGGAACAAAGGAGUUCAUGGAGGCUCUGGCUGCUGGUGCUGAUGUGUCUAUGAUCGGUCAGUUUGGAGUUGGUUUCUACUCUGCCUACCUUGUUGCUGAGAGAGUUGUUGUGACCACCAAGCACAACGAUGAUGAGCAGUACGUGUGGGAGUCUCAGGCUGGUGGCUCCUUCACCGUCACACGUGAUACCUCUGGGGAGCCCCUUGGCAGGGGUACCAAGAUGACCCUCUACCUCAAGGAUGAUCAGUUGGAGUACCUUGAGGAGCGACGCCUCAAGGAUCUGAUCAAGAAGCACUCUGAGUUCAUCAGCUACCCCAUCUCUCUCUGGACUGAGAAGACCACUGAGAAGGAGAUUUCUGAUGAUGAGGAUGAGGAAGAUAAGAAGGAUGAGGAGGGCAAGGUUGAGGACGUUGAUGAGGAGAAGGAAGAGAAAGAGAAGAAAAAGAAGAAGAUCAAGGAGGUUUCUCACGAGUGGCAAUUGGUCAACAAGCAGAAACCUAUCUGGAUGAGGAAGCCUGAGGAGAUCACCAAGGAAGAGUACGCUGCUUUCUACAAGAGCUUGACAAACGACUGGGAGGAGCAUCUUGCCGUGAAGCACUUCUCUGUUGAGGGUCAGCUUGAGUUCAAGGCUGUCCUCUUUGUACCCAAGAGGGCCCCGUUCGACCUCUUCGACACCAGGAAGAAGCAGAACAACAUCAAGCUCUAUGUGCGGCGUGUCUUCAUCAUGGACAACUGUGAGGAGCUGAUCCCAGAGUGGCUGAGCUUUGUCAAGGGCAUCGUUGACUCUGAGGACCUUCCCCUCAACAUCUCCCGUGAGACCCUCCAGCAGAACAAGAUCCUCAAGGUCAUCCGCAAGAACCUGGUGAAGAAGUGCAUUGAGCUCUUCUUCGAGAUUGCUGAGAACAAGGAGGACUACAACAAGUUCUACGAGGCCUUCUGCAAGAACCUCAAGCUUGGCAUCCACGAGGACUCCCAGAACAGGACCAAGAUCGCUGAGCUCCUGAGGUACCACUCCACCAAGAGCGGUGAUGAGCUGACUAGCCUCAAGGACUAUGUGACGAGGAUGAUGGAGGGCCAGAGCGACAUCUACUACAUCACUGGUGAGAGCAAGAAGGCUGUGGAGAACUCCCCCUUCCUUGAGAAGCUGAAGAAGAAGGGCUAUGAAGUCCUGUACAUGGUGGAUGCAAUUGAUGAGUAUGCCAUUGGCCAGCUGAAGGAAUUUGAGGGCAAGAAACUCGUCUCUGCCACUAAGGAGGGCCUGAAGCUUGAUGAGACUGAGGAUGAGAAGAAGAGACAGGAGGAGCUCAAGGAGAAGUUUGAGGGCCUCUGCAAGGUGAUUAAGGAGGUUCUGGGUGACAAGGUUGAGAAGGUGGUGGUCUCUGACCGUGUGGUGGACUCCCCCUGCUGCCUGGUCACUGGCGAGUAUGGCUGGACUGCCAACAUGGAGAGGAUCAUGAAGGCCCAGACGGAGACGUUCGCCUUCCAGGCGGAGAUCAACCAGCUGCUCUCCCUCAUCAUCAACACCUUCUACUCCAACAAGGAGAUCUUCCUCCGGGAGCUCAUCUCCAACUCCUCCGAUGCCUUGGACAAGAUCAGGUUUGAGAGCUUGACGGACAAGAGCAAGCUCGAUGCCCAGCCAGAGCUGUUCAUCCACAUUGUUCCUGACAAGGCCUCCAACACUCUGACAAUCAUUGACAGUGGUAUUGGUAUGACCAAGUCAGAUCUCGUGAACAACCUUGGUACCAUUGCACGGUCAGGAACAAAGGAGUUCAUGGAGGCUCUGGCUGCUGGUGCUGAUGUGUCUAUGAUCGGUCAGUUUGGAGUUGGUUUCUACUCUGCCUACCUUGUUGCUGAGAGAGUUGUUGUGACCACCAAGCACAACGACGAUGAGCAGUACGUGUGGGAGUCUCAGGCUGGUGGAUCCUUCACCGUCACACGUGAUACCUCUGGGGAGACCCUUGGCAGGGGUACCAAGAUGAUCCUCUACCUCAAGGAUGAUCAGUUGGAGUACCUUGAGGAGCGACGCCUCAAGGAUCUGAUCAAGAAGCACUCUGAGUUCAUCAGCUACCCCAUCUCUCUCUGGACUGAGAAGACCACUGAGAAGGAGAUUUCUGAUGAUGAGGAUGAGGAAGAUAAGAAGGAUGAGGAGGGCAAGGUUGAGGAUGUUGAUGAGGAGAAGGAAGAGAAAGAGAAGAAAAAGAAGAAGAUCAAGGAGGUUUCUCACGAGUGGCAAUUGGUCAACAAGCAGAAACCUAUCUGGAUGAGGAAGCCUGAGGAAAUCACCAAGGAAGAGUACGCUGCUUUCUACAAGAGCUUGACCAACGACUGGGAGGAGCAUCUUGCCGUGAAGCACUUCUCUGUUGAGGGUCAGCUUGAGUUCAAGGCUGUCCUCUUUGUACCCAAGAGGGCCCCCUUCGACCUCUUCGACACCAGGAAGAAGCAGAACAACAUCAAGCUCUAUGUGCGGCGUGUCUUCAUCAUGGACAACUGUGAGGAGCUGAUCCCAGAGUGGCUGAGCUUUGUCAAGGGCAUCGUUGACUCUGAGGACCUUCCCCUCAACAUCUCCCGUGAGACCCUCCAGCAGAACAAGAUCCUCAAGGUCAUCCGCAAGAACCUGGUGAAGAAGUGCAUUGAGCUCUUCUUCGAGAUUGCUGAGAACAAGGAUGACUACAACAAGUUCUACGAGGCCUUCUGCAAGAACCUCAAGCUUGGCAUCCACGAGGACUCCCAGAACAGGACCAAGAUCGCUGAGCUCCUGAGGUACCACUCCACCAAGAGCGGUGAUGAGCUGACUAGCCUCAAGGACUAUGUGACAAGGAUGAAGGAGGGCCAGAGCGACAUCUACUACAUCACUGGUGAGAGCAAGAAGGCUGUGGAGAACUCCCCCUUCCUUGAGAAGCUGAAGAAGAAGGGCUAUGAAGUCCUGUACAUGGUUGAUGCAAUUGAUGAGUAUGCCAUUGGCCAGCUGAAGGAAUUUGAGGGCAAGAAACUUGUCUCUGCCACUAAGGAGGGCCUGAAGCUGGAUGAGACUGAGGACGAGAAGAAGAGACAGGAGGAGCUCAAGGAGAAGUUUGAGGGCCUCUGCAAGGUGAUUAAGGAGGUUCUGGGUGACAAGGUUGAGAAGGUGGUGGUCUCUGACCGUGUGGUGGACUCCCCGUGCUGCCUGGUCACCGGUGAGUAUGGCUGGACCGCCAACAUGGAGAGGAUCAUGAAGGCCCAGGCGCUGAAGGACUCCAGCAUGUCCGGAUACAUGUCCUCCAAGAAGACCAUGGAGAUCAACCCUGAGAACGCCAUCAUGGAUGAGCUCCGCAAGCGUGCUGAGGCUGACAAGAACGACAAGUCUGUUAAGGACCUUGUCAUGCUGCUGUUUGAUACUGCGCUCCUCACCUCUGGCUUCAGCCUCGAUGACCCCAACACCUUUGGCAGCCGCAUCCACCGAAUGCUAAAGCUAGGCCUGAGCAUCGACGAGGACGAAACCCCGGAGGCUGACAGUGACAUGCCCCCUCUUGAGGACGAUGCCGGUGAGAGCAAGAUGGAGGAGGUCGACUAAGCGCUGCUUGGUGGUUUUCUCGAGUCGAGUUUAGCUUAGUUAUUCUGGUUAUUCCUGAACCUUGAGUUUUUUGUUUAUUUUGUGGGGUGCUACUUUUCCUAGCCUGCAUCUGCAUGCGUGGUGCUAGGGUUAUCGAACUGCGUACGUUAGUUGUCGGUGGUAUAGUAGCAUUAUUAUUAUCCUGUUAUCUUCUAACUUCUGUUUCUUCUCGUUUGCAUUCUGUUUUUCGUGUCACUUCUUUCUUAAGCUUCUAUCCGUUUUACUUUCA